AUGCAACAAGAGGCAGAGCAAGGGACUCAAGCUGCUAGUAGAAAACAGCUAAUUUUGCAAAAGAAAAGAGAGAUUGUUGAUGCAAUGCUGGUUACAAUGCAAGAUGGCAUGUUACCUAAGGGACACAUGAAAAAUUUAUCAAUCCAAUUCAGAGUUCACAAGUCAACAAUCAGUAGAGUUUUCACUGGCAUUAAAAAGCAAAUGGCACAGGGGAAUAUGAUAGAUGUCAGGACUAAAAACUGCUCUGAAGAUUUCACAUGUAACUCUUCACAAUUUGAAGAAAAAGGGGAGGCUCAGACACAUACAUGCAGCAACAAGCCUGCUCUCACAGCAGAUCACAAGGUGGCUAGACUCAAAUGGGUACUGUCACACAUUAACCCAGUCACAGCAAAAGGGGACCCCACUUUUGUUGCAAUGGAUCAAGUCUUACAUAUAGAUGAAAAGUGGUUUUACCUCAAUCCUGACAAGAGAAGAUUUUAUCUCCUGUCAGGUGAGGAAGACCCUUAUAUGGCACAACAGUCAAGAAGAUUCAAACUAAAGGCAAUGUUUAUGGCCUUAAUAGGGAAGCCACUGUAUGACACAAGUGGGGGACUCAUACAUGAUGGGAAGUAUGGCAUAUUCCCAUUCACAGUCAAAGAGUUAGCAAAGAAAUCAAGCAAAAACAGAGCAGCAGGCACAUUGGUAACCAAGGCACUCCAAAAUGUCAACAGAGAUGUUAUAAGGGACAUGCUAUUAACAAAAGUCAUUCCAGCAAUUAAGUCAAAAUGGCUAGAAAGUCUACCCAAAAAUGUCAUCAUUCUAUGGGACAAUGCAAGGCCUCACCAAGUUCCUAAAGAUGCAGAGUUCAUUGCAGCAACCACAUCAAAUGGGUUCAACAUUCAACUGGUCUUCCAACCAGCACAAUCACCUGAUCUAAAUGUGUUGGAUCUAGGGCUAUUUAGGUCAAUGCAGUCCUUGCAAUAUCAAUCCUUCCCUAAGGACCUUGAUGAGCUAGUUGAUAAAGUGCUUGAGUGUUAUAACACAUUCAAGGCCCAAGUGAACAAGUACAUUUGGGUGACUUUUCAAAGAUGCAUGAUUAAAAUUCUCAAGGCACAAGGUGGUAACAAGUACAAAAUACCACACAUGAACAAAAAAAAACUUGAAAAUCUGGGAAUUCUACCAGAUCAAGUGCAAGUGAGAAAGGAAGUUGUGUUGGAUGCUGUGGAAUAUCUAAACAGCAUGUUUAGGCCAGCCAAUCAAGGUACUCAAGGUGCACUAGAAGACAUGGAGGUUGAUGCAGACUAG
Messenger RNA from Chenopodium quinoa (quinoa), 1284 nucleotides. RefSeq lists its product as uncharacterized. Lineage: Eukaryota; Viridiplantae; Streptophyta; Magnoliopsida; Caryophyllales; Amaranthaceae. The coding region runs from base 1 to 1284 and encodes 427 amino acids. The transcript has 2 exons. The record is from RefSeq and is a predicted model, not a curated record. Gene Ontology annotation, molecular function: nucleic acid binding.